Molecule: messenger RNA, 1297 nt
Organism: Neurospora tetrasperma FGSC 2508
Lineage: Eukaryota; Fungi; Ascomycota; Sordariomycetes; Sordariales; Sordariaceae
Exons: 3
Coding region: 10-567 (185 amino acids)
Source: RefSeq, a predicted model, not a curated record
ACCGUCAAGAUGUUGAAGAUUUGGUCUAUGAAAAAGGAGCAGCAGAAGGCCGAGAAUGCGGCCGGGGCUGAAAGUGGCGGGAAGAAAAAGAAGGUCACGGCGGCGCAGUUGCGGGUGCAGAAAGAUCUCAGCGAGCUUUCACUAGGCAGCACAAUGAAGACCGAGUUCCCGGACCCAGACGAUAUCCUCAACUUCAUCCUCUACAUCGAGCCGGACGAGGGCAUGUACAAAGGCGGCAAGUUCAGCUUCACCUUCAACAUCACACCCAACUUCCCGCACGAGCCGCCCAAGGUGCAGUGCCGCGAAAAGAUCUACCACCCCAAUAUCGACCUGGAAGGCAAGGUGUGCCUUAACAUUCUGCGCGAGGACUGGAAGCCCGUACUCAACCUGAACGCCGUCAUCGUCGGCCUGCAGUUCCUCUUCCUCGAGCCCAACGCGAGCGACCCGCUGAACAAGGAGGCUGCCGAAGACCUGCGGUCCAACAGGGAAGGCUUCAAGCGCAACGUCAGGACAGCGAUGUCGGGCGGUACGGUCAAGGGUCAGACGUAUGAACGGGUUGUCCAGUAGGUAUCGGGAACCCAUCAAACUCAAGGCCAAAAGACCCAUCAAAAGAAACACACGUAACAGGAGAACCAGGUCUGUGCGUUCACCUCUUUCUCAGCCCCUCAGCCUCAAAAGUUUUCAGCUCGCUUGUUUCAGCCUCAGCGCCUACCUUAUCUAGGAUUUAGCGAACUGUGGAAUAUACCCAACCCCCAGGUCCCAUGGGGAUGGUAGAGGAUGGCUCGGGGAUCGGGAUGAGGACACGCUAUGCUUGGCAUGCAGAAUGGAGUUGUGGGAGUGGAACUACUGUGCUGCUCUGUCAGUGGAUGGAUGGGCGGGCGCUCGCUCGCUGUCAGUCACCAGUAACCGGCAGGUUCCUUAUCUGUCGUAAGGCUGGUAGUGCUGGGCGGGCGGGGAGGGGGGAAGGGGGUCAGACGACGAACGGGGCGGGAGCUACUACGUAUGUUCCUGACACGCCAAACUCCCCGGAUCUACCUUACCCAAACAUGGAAGCUCCCUAAGCUAAGAUCUAGGCACUCUGCGGGCGGGUAUGUAGUGUAGGCGGGAACAUGAGGGAGGGACUUGCAUUGGUGGAAGCGAAGGGAGGGGGAGGGGAAGAAGACUGGGGAAUGCUAGGAGCGGAUUCAUUAAGCGGCGUUAAUUUAUAGGGCGAAUGGACAUGAGAUGAUUUUCAAUGACCACGAGAGUGGUGUUAAUAUGCAGCUCUGACGUCCCAUAUGUACAUUGCCGUUGUUUA